This is a messenger RNA of Heterostelium album PN500, 3636 nucleotides long. RefSeq lists its product as uncharacterized. The record is from RefSeq and is a predicted model, not a curated record. The transcript has 7 exons. The coding region runs from base 1 to 3636 and encodes 1211 amino acids. NCBI's taxonomy places the organism in Eukaryota, Evosea, Eumycetozoa, Acytosteliales, Acytosteliaceae.
AUGGAUAUAGAAAUGGAGUUAGACUAUAGUAAACUAUUGGAAUUAGAUCAGAUUUUAAAGUAUUUAAUUGAGAAUAGAUUGUCGUUUGAGUGGCUAGCCGAUGAUCAAAGAGAUAAUCUUUUAAAUGAAGAUGAUACUCCUCAAUUUAUUGAUGAAAAUAUAUCAAUGAUAUUAGUAGCUUGGUAUAAGCUUGGUCGAUAUCCAAAUAGAAUGGUUUCACUACAUGGUUUGAAUGAAGUCAGUGAUUUUGUCGAGACCCAAAAAGCAUGGGAACAACAAUUUUUGACCAACAUAAAUUCUCUGUUCAAACAAUAUGAUUCUCUUAGAACAUGUAAAAUAGAUAGUAAUGAUAAUAAUGAUGAUAAUAGUAUAGAUAUUAUAACUAAUAAUAGUAAUGAAAAUAAUGUAAAUAUUGAAAAAGAAACAAUUACAACAAAUUGUUGUAAAAACGAGAACAUUGAGAAAAGUAAUGAGAAUAAAGAGAAUAGUACAGAGAGUAAUAAAGAGAGUAACAAUGAGAAUAGUGUUGAAGAAAAGAAGAAUUAUAAAAAUAAUCAGUUCAUUGAUAAUAAUAAACUGUUGGUUGAUAAAGUUAAAGAGUUGAUUACGAGUCAGUUGAAUUUGGAUCGUUUGUUGAAUAUGUUGGGCAUGAGAAAGACAGUUGGAUCGAGUAGUGCUAUUCCGCAUGGACCUGUUAGAUUGAUGAACAGUGCCAAUCUUCCACAUACACCGGGAUCAGCUUCGAGACUCUCAGUGUCGGCUCGUGCCUUCUGUAAGCAUGCCAACCGAUCGGAGAAUUCAUUCUGGGGAUCUGGAAAGGGUCCAGAGUUGGAUAAAAAUCAGAGAUCAGAGAAGACAAUCAUUAGAAUUCUUCGUGACUCAACAUGGAUCAAUAUGCAUGCAUUGCCUCAUAAUAUUAUAAUUUUGGAGGUUCGAUGUAGUGAGAGCUAUGGAUUGAGAUGGGGUUGCGAUGGAAAUUUCUUUAGAGGAACAUUAGAACCAAUGAUGGAGAGUUUUCUAUGGUUGGUUCUUUCUUUUUUAGUUUCAUUGAUGGAUUGUGGCGCCAAUAGCUAUGACCUAACAGGAGGUGUCGAUAUCUCAAAGUCUCAAUCUAUAUAUUUCAAUAGCAAUGGAAGUUUGGUCGAUCAACAACAACAACAGCAGCAAUCAUCUCUAGACUACGGAAAUCAAUUUCUAUCACAGACAUCUUAUUUCAUCCCUAAACCACCUCCACCACACUCCCCAACAAAUCAUCAAGUUCCAAAAUUCUCAACACCCGUUUCAAAUGGCAAUAUAAAUAGCAGCAUCCCUAUUGGACAUAUCAACAGCAAUAACAAUAGAUUUUUAAAUAUUAACAAACGAAAGUUGGAAAUGAAUAUAACUACAAACUUUCAAAGCAACAACAACAAUAAUAAUCAAUCAGUUGUUCAAACAACUUCUCAACCUCAGUAUAUUUUCAAUAAUUUUCAACAACAACAACAACAACAAAACUCUGUUGUUACCAGUAAUUCAACUGUCGAUAUUAAUAUGAAAAUAUUGAAUAAUCAGAUUACACCAACUUCGGUAUGUAGUCAGGUGCCUUCAUCACCAAGAACCGAUAAAAAAGAUCAAAGUAUCAAAUUCGAUAGACAAAGCUCAUGUCCAACUUUUUCCACUGUUUAUAUCCAACCUGGUGCAAAUGGCAGUGGCACUACUCAAAGCAACGACCUCUCAAUACAGCCAAACUCUGCCAACAGUUCACCAAAUUCAUUUCCAUUCGCCACCACUCUGCCAAAUGAAUUCAAUACAAAGGUUGAAUUCUCGCCUAUUUCCAUUUCGCCAACUCCUACUUCCUCUGACGAUAAUCCAACUAGCUCAGGGAGCAGUACAGCCUCUAGUUCUUCCUCUUCCGGUAAAACAUCGACACCAAAAAAGAAGAAAGGAAAAUCAAAAUCAUCAUCAUCAGCAUCAUCGACAUCGACAACUUCAACCUUCACUCCAGCCAAUGCAACUACAACAACGAAUACAACCACAACAUCUUCAACAUCUUCUUCCUCUUCUCAAUCAUCGACACCUUUGAACUCUUCAUCAAGUAUUCCUAACCCGGAAUCAACAGCAGGCUCACCAAUAGGAGCUACAUCACCUUCAUCUGAAAAUCUUAUUAUUUUCGACUCGCCAAGUUCAAAAAAAUCAAAGAAAUCAAAGUCCUCUUCAGGAGGAGGAGGUGGUGGCGGAAGAGGAGGUCGUGGUUCUAAAUCUUCACUUUCCAGAUCAUCAUCAUCAAAAUCUUUACUAAAUUUAAAAUCGAACACCGACACAGCCAAAACAACAGCAACCGCAACAACUACACCGACAUCUGUUACAUUAAAUAUUGACCCAACCAAAUCAACUUCAUCUUUACCAAUGCCGACUAUCAGCGAACUACCAAUGACACUUCAACAACAACAACAACAACAACAUCAACAUCAACAACAACAACAACCUUUAAAUCAACAACAACAACCACAACAGCAACAACAAGAAAUGUACUUAUUUCCACCUGUACAAAUGUCAUAUGAUAACUUUGUAAAUUCAGCAUGCACUAGAUUCAAUAUCUUGAUUGCUGAACUCUCACCGUUACAAACCGUCAGAUUUAUCAACUAUGUACAAACAACACUCCUAACUCAUUAUCCAAAUCACACUCCAUCUAUAAUGCGUGGUUUUGACGAUCCAAUGGUGAUCGGUUCAGUUCAAAACUAUGAUACAUCAUCGUCAUCUUCAUCUUCAUCAUCGUCAUCACUUUCAUCACCAAUGAACUUACAACAACAGCAACAACAACUACAACAACAAAUCCAACCAAUGGAAAUAAUAACACCGACUGAUUUAAACAAUAAUUGUUUGCAACCAAUGAUUGCACAACCAAUCACAAGCUACACCACCAUCACAAACAACAACACCACCACAACCACCACCACUGAUAAGAAAUCAAGUCUUAAAUCAAGUAACACCAUACUACCACCACCACCAACACAAUCAAAAGCACUUACUCUACCAAGUAAGCGAAGUGCUGAAUCACAAUCAUUUCACAGCGGAACUACAAAGAUUAAAACAAAGCCAAAGAAGAAAAAGCAAGUCAAGAGAUCAAAGGCACCCAACACAAUCGCCAACGAUUUCGUCACCAACAAAAGAUCACCACUUGCUUCUGUUGACAUAUAUAAUGUUUUAACUGAAUCUGUUCUGAAUACUUUAAAUAUUGAAGAAUUAACUAAACUUUCAACGUUAUUACCAUCUGGUGAGAAAAUUGAAGAUAUCUUUAAGAAUAAAUACUUUAUGGAAUCGUUGGGAGUUUAUAAGAAAAACUUGGAACUUGGAACCUACGAUGAAUAUGAAAUUCCAAAGAUGAUACUUGAAACUGAAGUAGUGACUCCAACCUCAACUACUACUUCAGCUUCUUCUUCUUCUUCUUCUUUGGAUUCGACCAAUACAAAAGCGAAUACAAAUGACACCAACAACGCCACCACUAAUACCACAACUACUAGUACAUCAACAGAAACAACAACAGAAUCAACAACUACUGCUGAUGCUGCUGCUGCUGAUAUUACUACGAAUAAUUCAACGACAUCUUCAUCAUCAUCACCACCUACAACACCAACACCCAUGAAUACAUCAGAUACUUAG